This is a messenger RNA of Chilo suppressalis (striped riceborer), 5947 nucleotides long. Lineage: Eukaryota; Metazoa; Arthropoda; Insecta; Lepidoptera; Crambidae. The record is from the annotation of a GenBank genome assembly.
CGGACUCAUCAGCAGCAUGGCUGUCAGUAUAUAUUUGAAGUUUGGACGAUGCGCUUCCUCUCGUCGCGUUGGUUUUUUUUGUUUGUGCAAUUUGACGAAAAUGUUAUCACUUGUGAUUCUGUGUGGCAUCAACUAUGGAAAGGAUUGGAUGCAGUGACCUAAUAUUAAACUCAUAAACUAGAAUAGUAAAUGUAACCUGAGCCGAGAAUAGAGCUACCAUCAUGACCUCGCGGUUGGACCGGUUGUUCGUACUGCUGGAGGCGGGCACCGGGCCGGCCACGAGGCGCGCGGCGGCCCGCCAGCUGGGCGAGGUGCAGAAGGCGCACCCCGAGGAGUUGCACCACCUGCUGGGGCGGCUCACCAAACACCUGCGUUCUCCCGCCUGGGAGACUAGGACCGCCGCCUCUCAGGCCGUCGAAGCGAUUUUAGCGAACGUACCGGAGUGGAAACCUCCACCGUGUACAGUGAAAAAGGAGGAGAAAUACGAGCCGGAGGAUGGCACGCGGCUGCGGUGCGAGACCUUCGACCUGGAGCGCGUGCUGCAGGACGGCGCCAGCCUCAUGGGCUCCGAGGGCAACGAGUACGACAUGGAAGAGGAGGCGCUCUGUGUUGCAGAUUUAAAAGAUCGCAUUAGCAGACAACGUCAGCAGCUGAACGCCAAGCUUGGACUGGACGUGGCACCGCACCUGGGCAUCGACCUCAACGCCCUCUACACCAACGAGGACCUGUGCCUCUCCAGACCAGUCAAGACUGAAACACAGAAGAAACCAGUGCAAGAGUUAGUGCCUUCGAAGCCGCUCAGCUCGCGUGAGAUUAACCUGGCCAAGCGCAAGGCGAGGCUGGCGUUCAGCAAACAAAAGUCGCGCGAUUGCAGCGAUGAAGGGGGAGGGUCGUCGGCACCCCCCACCCCGCCCGUCGAGCCCGACCGGAAAAAGAUGAAGCUGGAACCCAACCCUGACGAGUAUCUGGUGGAGGGCGCCGGUUUAGCGGUGCCGGACAGUACAGGCGGGUGGGGCGAAUGUACUCGCUGGCCGCUCGAACGGUGGAGCGGGUUAUUACGCGCGCAGCUGUUCAGCGCCGCGUGGGAGGCGCGACACGGCGCCGCCAGCGCGCUGCGGGAACUACUGCGCGCGCGCAUCUGUGCCGGCGCCGGGCGCACCGCCGCCACGCCCGGGGCUCAGAUGGAGGACGCGCAUCAAGAAUGGCUGGAAGACAUGGCACUGCGUUUGCUUUGUGUACUAGCCCUGGAUAGGUUCGGAGACUUCGUGUCAGACCAAGUGGUGGCGCCAGUACGGGAAACUUGCGCGCAGACUCUAGGCGUGGCGCUUGCGCAGAUGCGCGUCGAACGAGUGCGGAAAGUAUGCGCGCUGCUGGCAGUGCUCGCCACGCAUGCGCAAUGGGAGGCGAGGCACGGGGCCGUGCUGGGGUACAAGUACCUGCUGGCCGCCAGGAAGGAUAUCGGCGUAGAAUGCGGUGCCGUUGAACAACUAGUUCAAGGCCUAGAAGACGGCGCCGAAGACGUUUCAGCGGCGGCGGCUAGCGCAUUAGCGGCGCUAGCGGGCGCGGGGUCAGGGGCGGGAGCGGGGGCGGAAGCGGUUGAGAACAACGCGCCUAGACUAGCGGGAAGAUUGUGGUCGCUGCUGAGAGAUCAAGAUGACCUAGCGGCGCCUGCGAAUGCUUAUCUAGCGCUGUUAGCUGCGUUGUGCGCGCUUCCAAGGGCUGCGAGACUGUUGCAUCCAAUCGAUUUGCCGGACGUCCUGCCUCGCCUGUGGCCAUACCUCGACCACAGUACCAGCUCCGUCCGCAAAGCGGCGCUUCAGACGCUCAGAACGCUCACGCGACCGCUCGUCACCGACACCAACGGCGUUACCAAUGGCGAUAGCUUGAACAAACCCGUUGAUACCGAGCCACAGUAUCUUGCGUGGACGCCCGAGUUGCUGCAGGAUGCGAUGAGACAUGUCUACCAGAGAGUGCUGUUUGAACAUGUUCAUGAGAUUCAGGAGAUUGGCUUACAGGUGUGGGAGAACUUCCUAGCACACGCGUCGUUAGGCGUGAUACUGGUGGCGGCAUGCCCCAUGCUGGCCACGUGGCUGUGUCUGGCGAUGCAGCCGGCCAGACUGCCAGUAGACGCGGGGCUGAUACUGCGCCCGCCAGUACAGGAGCGUCGGGUCCGCUCGGCGCAGUGCCCGGAGGGGGGGCAGGAGCCCCGCGUGGCCCGCGCGUGGUACAUCGGCGGCGGCGAGGCGCAGCCCUGCGCGCUGCGGGACCGCAACGUGACCCGCGCGCGCUGUCUCACUGCGCGCAUGCUGGGCUAUCUGUCCUGUUACCUAGUGCAACCGGCACCUGGAAUAGAGUAUAAAGCUGAAGAUGAGAGCCCUAUAGACUGUUAUGUUAAGGUGAUGACGGUGUACAUCCGGUCGGGCAGCGCUCUGCAGCGGCUGGUGGGGGGGCUGGUGGUGUGCUGGUGGGCGCGACACACGCGCCGGCGCCGCCUCUACCCGCCCGCCCUGCGGCAGGGGACCACCCGCCCAUCGCAGGUAAACGGCGAGCAGGCAUCAGAUAAGGACAGGCAUAUAUCGUCUCUAGCACCGCCUCUUCUGACCAGCACCCUGCACGCGGCACUCAACCAAACACUUUAUUACGAUGAAGUGGCUCUGAACUGCAAUAGAAUACUCCAAGAAGCUCGUGAUCUCCAUGCUAUGAUGAAGCACUACAAACUGCCAGUGGAUGGUGAAGAAUUCAAUAAUAUACUGAGGUUAGAACAGGUGGCGCAAUUGACGCAAGUGUCUGCCCCGAUGGUAUCAGCCAUGAAAAUCAAACGCGUGGCUCACACGUUGGAAGAACGUCGCGCUGCCUUGCAAGCCAGCGUCGCCCAGUGUUCCAGCGACCAAAAUACCCUCAAUGUCUCAGUCCAAGCCGGCCUAGCAGGCGCGUGUGCGAACCUCCACAGUUUACCCGACAAGCUGAACCCCGUAAUGCGUCCCUUAAUGGACAGCGUGAAGAAGGAACCCUCCGAGGAGUUACAGCAGAACUCUGCUGCUACUCUAGCGGAACUGCUGGAACAGCUGGUGACUAGAGACCCCUGUCCCAACAACAAAGUGCUGGUCAACUUGAAGGCUUUUCUCAGAUGUGACCCCGAGGUGACUCCACGAGUAUCUCUAGAAUGGUCUGAGGACGGCGAUUCGGCCAGCGACAGCGGCCCGGAAGCGAUGCGAGAACCUUCUACAGCGCCUACGUUGGACAGACACAAGGGUAUCCUAACUCUGCGCGAGCAACAACGUCAGGCCGACGCCGGCACCCCGCGACGCGGCCGCCCGCCCGCCCUCAGCGCCGCCCUGCAUCUGGUGCCGCCCGAGGACGAGGCACAGAAAAUACUCAAGAUACAGAGGAGGGGUGCCACGUUGGCACUGGUUAGUCUCACUAAACAUUUUGCUGACGAACUUCCCGAGAAGCUGCCAAAGUUAUGGGAAUUCAUCAUCGAGCCACUCGACAGGGUCUUGACUGAUGCUGAGUUAGAGAGCCUAGACGUCGAAGCGGCAGAGGAGAUGAUCUCGCGACUGCAAGUUUUCGAAGCUGUGUGCGCGCACAUAGCGGGUGAACUAUGGCAGAGGGUGAUAGAAAACGGGGCCCUAGCUCUAUGUGCCAUUACCAGGGCCCCAUAUACGGCCCUGAGGCAUAUGGGGGCGCGGGCCCUGGCCGCCAUGGCUGCCCGGGACUGUGUGCCUGUCAUGCAUGCCGCUAUACAUGUGCUACUACCAGCGUUGAGCGACGUGCGAUGCGAGCGCACCCGCUGCGGUGCUUCCGAAGCACUGACGCGAGUAGUUGACGCGCUGCAGCUGCAAGUGGUGCCCUACAUCGUGCUGCUGGUUGUACCGCUGCUGGGUCGUAUGAGCGACCACUCCCCUUCAGUCCGCGUAAUGUGCACUCGUUGCUUCGCGACCCUCAUACAACUCAUGCCUUUGGACGGCGCCGUGCCGGAACCGGCCGGCCUCGCGCCCGCCGUCCGGGCGAGGAGAAACCGGGACCGGCACUUCCUGGACAAACUGUUCAAUCCCAAGACUAUAGACGACUACAAGAUACCCGUGCCCGUCAACGCCGAAUUGAGGAGCUAUCAGCAGGCGGGCGUAAAUUGGCUCCGGUUUCUGUACGAAUACAAACUACACGGCGUGCUAUGCGACGACAUGGGUUUGGGCAAGACAUUGCAGUCCAUCGUAGCCGUAGCCUCGUCUCACUACGAGAGGGCCCAGAGUCAGGCCCCGCCCCUCCCCUCGCUCGUGGUGUGCCCGCCCACACUCACCGGUCACUGGGUGUUCGAAGUAAACAAAUUCAUCCCUAGUAAAUUUCUGAACCCGUUGCAAUACGUGGGUCCCCCCGUGGAAAGGGAGAGAUUAAGGGCUCACGUGAGGCAUCACAACCUUAUAGUUGCGUCCUACGACAUCGUGAGAAAAGACAUAGAUUUCUUCAGCAGUAUCAAAUGGAACUAUUGCGUGUUGGAUGAAGGACACGUUAUCAAAAACGGCAAGACGAAAGCUUUUAAGGCUAUCAAACAGCUGAUCGCGAACCAUCGGCUAAUAUUGUCCGGGACGCCGAUACAGAACAACGUGCUGGAACUAUGGUCGCUGUUCGACUUCCUGAUGCCCGGUCUCCUUGGCACCGAGAGGCAGUUUACUGCGAGAUACUCCCGCCCCAUACUCGCUGCACGAGACCCCAAGGCCACGCCCGGACAUCUGCAGGCCGGGGCCCUGGCCUGCGAGGCCUUACAUAGGCAGGUGCUGCCGUUCCUCCUGCGUCGCGUCAAAGAAGACGUUCUAAAGGAACUACCUCCGAAGAUAACGCAGGAUUACUACUGCGAGCUGAGUCCUUUGCAGCGUCGCCUCUAUGAGCACCUGGCGAGGGACCACGUGCCUGCCGACGUCACCAGCACCACGCACGUGUUCCAGGCUCUCCACUACCUCCAGAACGUAUGCAACCAUCCAAAACUAGUGCUAAGCCCCGAGCACCCGGAGUGGGGCCGCGUCAGCCAAAUGUUGGCCGCGCAACGAUCAUCGCUCGACGACAUCCAGCACGCGGCCAAACUGCCCGCACUCAAGCAAUUGCUAUUGGAAUGCGGCAUCGGCGUCAGCUCCACAGAAGCGGACCCUGGCUCGGAAGCGGGCGCGGAGACGGCAGUGGUGUCUCCCCAUCGAGCUCUAGUCUUCUGCCAGCUCAAGCGGAUGCUGGACAUCGUGGAGAAAGAUCUGCUGCAAAGACAUCUGCCUUCAGUGACCUACCUGAGGCUGGAUGGAUCCGUACCGCCGCAGCAAAGACACGCUAUAGUUUCCAGAUUCAACGCUGAUGUCACUAUAGAUCUGCUCCUGCUGACUACUGCUGUGGGCGGUCUCGGUCUGAACCUGACGGGAGCGGACACGGUGAUAUUCGUGGAGCACGAUUGGAACCCCAUGAAGGAUGCUCAGGCCAUGGACCGAGCCCAUCGCAUCGGACAACGGCGCGUCGUCAACGUAUACCGGCUCAUCACCCGCGACACGCUGGAGCAGAAGAUCAUGGGAUUGCAGAAGUUCAAGCUGAUGACCGCAAACACUGUGAUCAGUAGCGAAAACGCCGCCAUGGAGACCAUGGGCACUGAGCAGCUGCUGGACCUGUUCCAACCACCUGGAACCGCUGCACCAUCGCCUGUCCAGCAUCAUGCCAUCACGGACGGAUCUAGUUCUGUGGAGCUGCCGCCGGAUUUGUGGGAUGAUGCUCAGUACGAGGAAGAAUACGACAUGAGCGCCUUCAUCAAGAGCCUGAACAAGAUGGCCUCCUAACCACUGACCCAUCAUUCGAGGUGCAUCGCUAGAACCUACCGUGUUCACAAAUAUACCUUACCGCUUUGUAAUAAGGUGGAGACUACAAUAUCAAUAUGAGGAGCUGGAGAACAAAACGGUAUAAUAGGGAUGAUGACUAAUUU